AUGGGGCUUUCCCCGACUAUCGAUCAAGGAGAAGCUGUGACAGAGGAGAAAAAUCCGAUCGGCGAGUCGCACUCGGCUUCGACAGAUGAUAAACCCAACGAUGAGGCUGCUAUUGCCAAGGAGGAUUCUGUGGCAAAAGCUCCGGCCGAGCAAGCUACUUCACUCAAAGACUAUUUCAGAGUCCUAUCUUAUACGACCCCCAAAGAUCGCGUGGUCCUCGCGAUCGCCCUGAUAUGCUCUAUUGGGUCCGGUGUGCCCUUACCAAUCAUGAACAUUGUGUUUGGUGGACUGGUCGGCGAAUUUAGUUCAUAUUUUACACCAGGAUCAUCGACCACGGAAGCGGACUUCAAAGCGUCGGUCAGUAGGCUCAGCUUGUAUAUUGUCUACCUUUUCAUUGCAAAGUUCACCUUGACAUAUUUCUCCAUGUACUGCUUUCGCGUCAUCAGUCUCCGGGUUUCGGCUGCUUUGCGUUUAGAGUACAUGAACUCGCUUUUCGCUCAGCCGAUCAGCAAACUAGACCAGGUUUCGGUUGGAACAGUCGUUAACGCAAUCACCACUCUCUCCAAUUCGAUCCAGCAGAGCAUCUCAGACAAGCUAGCGAUACUCUUCCAAUCUACCGCCCUCCUUAUCGCUGCCUACAUCAUCGCCUUCAAAUACUCAUGGGCCCUGACUCUUGCCACCAGCUCCUGCCUUCUCUUCAUUCUCGUCGUCUGCUGCUUGACGCUACCCGCUAUCUCUCAGAUCCAACAAAAGGUGGACAAGGCGGAUGAAAAGCAUUCAGCGAUUGCGGCAGAAGUAUUUGGCUCAAUCCGAACUGUCAUUUCUCUGGGUGCCGAGGCACCUUUGGCAAAGAAAUAUCGCCAGUGGGUAAUAGAAUCCCGGAAUCGAGGCCGGAGCAUGGCUAUCAUGCUUGGAGUCCAGUUCGGUCUCAUGUUCUUCGCUAUUUACGCUAGCUAUUCACUGGCUUUCUGGCUUGGGCUGAAGCUCUAUCGCGAGGGUCACAUUGCAAACGUGAAUACAGUUAUCAUUGUUUUCUUCUCGAUCAUGAUAGCAGUUAGUGUUCUUGGCGGCAUUGCAACGCCGUUAACGAUGGUCUUCAAAGCCGCCAGCGCGUCAACCUCAUUUUUUGACAUCAUUGACUCUGAGAGGAUUGUCGCGGGCGGUGUUCAAGAUUCUGAGGCUUUGGCUCACGGUGAUAUAGAUUUCCAAAAUGUGGAAUUUACGUACCCGACGCGACCAGAGAGCAAGAUUCUCCAGGAAAUGAACGCUCGAUUCGAACGAGGAAAGACUACUGCGUUGGUGGGCCCAUCGGGAUCCGGGAAAAGCACCAUCGUUGCUCUUCUAGAGCGAUGGUAUACCCCAGAAGGUGGGAAGAUCUCUCUCGGCGAGCGGAACAUUGAGGAGCUGGAUCUCAAGUGGUGGAGAUCUCAAAUCGGACUUGUACAGCAAGAGCCAUUCCUCUUCAAUGAUACUAUUUUCAAGAACGUCUCAUUUGGACUUGUCGGUACAAAGUGGGAGAACGAGCCUGAUUCUGUGAAGGCUGAAUUGGUGGAGAAUGCAUGCAAAGAAGCAUUUGCAGACGAGUUUAUUGAGCGUCUUCCAAAGGGAUACGACACCAUUGUGGGAGAGAACGGCGCCAAAUUGAGUGGUGGUCAACGACAGCGCCUAGCUAUUGCCCGCAGUAUUAUCAAGCAGCCGACCAUCUUGAUUCUGGACGAAGCUACCAGCGCCAUUGACGUGCGUGGAGAAAAGAUAGUCCAGGCAGCUCUGGAUCGCGUCUCUAAAAAUCGUACCACAAUCGUCAUUGCACACAGACUGUCCACCGUUCGACGUGCCGAUUGCAUUCUCGUUCUCAGGAGCGGUGUCAUUGUUGAGCAAGGAACGCAUGAAGAGCUUCUUGCCAUGGAAGACGGGCUUUACCGAGGCCUCGUUAACGCUCAAAAACUCGAAAUUGCCGCCGAAGAAGAAGCUGAGGUAACAGAGGUCACAGAAGCCCUGGUAGAGGAACUUGAUCGUUCUACUACAAUCAAGUCUGAGCAGGUACAGGAAGACCGGAAGGAGAAAGUAAAAACGCGUGGCUUUUUCCGAAGCACUGGGGUUUUUAUCUACGAGGCCAAGACACAUUGGUUCCUUUGUCUGACUGCUGUCCUUGGGGCACUGGGAGCUGCAUCCGCUUUCCCUUUGCAGAGUUGGCUUUUCGCAAAUCUCAUCGAUGUAUUCCGUCUCACUGGACAGGAACUGGUCGAUGGUGCCAAUUUCUGGGCCCUGAUCUUCUUCAUUCUUGCUCUGGGAAUUGCUCUCUGCUACGCCACGGUCGGAUUCUCGGCCAACCGACUUUCUGUUGAAAUAUCAUCUUCCUGCCGAACAGAGUACUUCCAAAACAUCCUGAAAAAGCCCGUCCCGUUCUACGACAUGAACGAAAAUGCCUCCGGCUCACUAGUUUCACGUCUAUCCACCGACCCCAAACAAAUCCAGGAGAUGAUCGGGCUGAACGGCAUUUUCCCAGUGAUCUCGGUAUUCAGUAUGGUAGGCUGCAUCUCGAUCGCUUUUGCGUUUGGUUGGAAGCUCAGUCUCGUCACUGUCUUCGCUGCCCUCCCUUGCGUGUUCCUAGCCGCCUUCAUGCGCAUCCGGUACGAGCUAGAAUUCGAAGCUCUUAACGCGGAGGUAUACUCGGGUUCCUCACAGUUUGCAGCCGAAGCUAUCCAUGCAUUCCGGACCGUCUCAGCGUUGACCAUGGAAGAUUCGAUCCUAAAUCGAUACUCGACUCUCUUAAAACAGCAGCAGAGCAAAGCCUUCCGCAAAGCAUGGUUGGCAACUCUGGUCUUUGCUUUCUCUGAUAGCGUUGAGCUCUGCGCCAUGGCACUCACCUUUUGGUACGGUGGCCAGCUUCUUGCGUCCAGGGAGUACCAGCCCGCUUCGUUCUUUGUUGUGUACAUGUCGAUCAUUCUCGGUGGGCAACAAGCGGGUCAAUUCUUUAGUUUCGGGCCAAACAUUGCUCAGGCUACAUCUUCGGCGAACCGGAUUCUGAACUUCCGGCCAGCCUUGGACGAGAUUAAUGCCGGUCCCAAGCAACACAUGCCCGAUCAAUCACGCAGAUCCGGAGCUCGUGUCGAGUUCCGAAAUCUUGCAUUCAAGUAUGAGUCACAGGAAGUGCCUCUCUUCACGAGUCUUGAUGUGACUAUCGAAAGUGGCCAAUUCGUUGCAUUCGUGGGAGCCUCGGGAUGUGGCAAAACCAGUUUGAUAUCGAUUCUCGAGCGAUUCUACAAUCCGUUCCGAGGCAUCGUUUUCUUAAAUGGCGAGGAUGUCAGCAGUAUUGACCAAGCAUCAUACCGAAGAUCGUUAUCCCUGGUAGCCCAAGAACCACAACUUUUCGAUGGCACGAUCCGUGAUAACAUCACUCUCGGACUUGAGAGCUCCGAGUACACGGAAGAAGAAUUAAUCCAAGCCUGCACGGAUGCCGAGAUUCACAGCUUUAUCACUUCCCUUCCGGAGGGGUACUCCACAGAGCUAGGGAUUAAUGCACAGACAGCUCUCAGCGGAGGCCAGCGACAGCGAUUGUGUAUCGCCCGGGCUUUAUUGCGGAAGCCGUCUCUGCUUCUCCUAGAUGAGGCGACCUCGAGUCUUGACUCACAAUCGGAGAAAUUAGUUCAAGCUGCCCUGGAAAGGCUAGCUGCUCGAAGGAGUAUGACAAUUAUCGCGGUCGCUCACAGACUGGCGACUAUCCAGAAGGCAGAUGCCAUCUUCGUCUUUGGGGAAAGUCAAAGUGGGAAGGGAUCGCGGGUCGUCGAACGGGGCUCGCAUCAGGAGUUGUUGCAGAAUCGGGGAACAUACUGGCAGAUGUGUCAGGCUAAUGGGCUAGAUCGAUAA
Molecule: messenger RNA, 3867 nt
Organism: Penicillium cataractarum
Lineage: Eukaryota; Fungi; Ascomycota; Eurotiomycetes; Eurotiales; Aspergillaceae
Product: ABC transporter permease/ATP-binding protein
Exons: 10
Coding region: 1-3867 (1288 amino acids)
Biological process (GO): transmembrane transport
Cellular component (GO): membrane
Molecular function (GO): ATP hydrolysis activity; ABC-type transporter activity; ATP binding
Source: RefSeq, a predicted model, not a curated record